This is a messenger RNA of Zalophus californianus (California sea lion), 1688 nucleotides long. RefSeq names its product HMG box-containing protein 1-like. NCBI's taxonomy places the organism in Eukaryota, Metazoa, Chordata, Mammalia, Carnivora, Otariidae. Gene Ontology annotation, biological process: regulation of transcription by RNA polymerase II. Gene Ontology annotation, cellular component: nucleus. The transcript has a single exon. The record is from RefSeq and is a predicted model, not a curated record. Gene Ontology annotation, molecular function: RNA binding; DNA-binding transcription factor activity, RNA polymerase II-specific; RNA polymerase II cis-regulatory region sequence-specific DNA binding.
AUGGCGACGGGUUUGUCGGAGCACCAUAACAUGGUGUGGGAAGUGAAGACAAAUCAGAUGCCUAAUGCAGUACAGAAACUCCUGCUGGUGAUGGACAAGCAAGCUUCAGGAAUGAAUGACUCACUGGAGUUGCUGCAGUGUAAUGAAAACUUGCCAUCCUCACCUGGAUACAACUCCUGUGAUGAGCACAUGGAGCUUGAUGACCUUCCUGAACUUCAAGCUGUUCAGAGUGAUCCUACCCAAUCUGCCAUAUACCAGCUAAGUUCAGAUGUUUCACAUCAAGAGUAUCCAAGACCAUCUUGGAACCAAAAUACCUCAGACAUAUCAGAAAAUACUUAUGGUGAAAAUGAGGUGGACUGGCUAACAGAAUUAGCAAAUAUUGCCACCAGCCCACAGAGUCCACUUAUGCAGUGCUCGUUCUACAACAGAUCAUCUCCUGUACACAUCAUAGCUACUAGCAAAAGUUUACAUUCCUAUGCACGCCCUCCACCUGUAUCCUCUUCUAAGAGCGAGUCAGCCUUCCCUCAUCAUCACUGGAAGGAGGAAACACCAGUCAGACACGAAAGGGCAAAUAGUGAGUCAGAAUCUGGCAUUUUCUGCAUGUCCUCCCUCUCCGAUGAUGAUGAUUUGGGCUGGUGCAAUUCCUGGCCUUCAACUGCUUGGCACUGUUUUCUGAAAGGCACACGACUGUGCUUUCAUAAGGGAAGCAAAAAGGAAUGGCAGGAUGUUGAAGAUUUUGCUAGAACCGAAGGCUGUGAUAAUGAAGAAGAUCUCCAAGUGGGCACUCACAAGGGCUAUGGUUCUGAUGGUCUAAAGUUGUUAUCACAUGAAGAAAGUGUAUCAUUUGGUGAGUCUGUACUGAAGUUGACUUUUGAUCCCGGUACAGAGGAAGAUGGUUUACUUACUGUAGAGUGUAAGCUGGACCACCCUUUCUAUGUUAAGAAUAAAGGUUGGUCAUCAUUUUAUCCAAGCUUGACUGUGGUACAGCAUGGCAUCCCAUGUUGUGAGAUUCAUAUUGGUGAUGUAUGUCUACCUCCUGGACACCCCAAUGCCAUUAAUUUUGAUGAUUCAGGUGUUUUUGAUACAUUUAAAAGCUAUGACUUCACACCUAUGGAUUCUUCUGCAGUCUAUGUGUGAAGUAGUAUGGCUCAUCAGCGUCGUGCAUCUUUGUCUUGUGGAGGGCCUGGAGGUCAAGACUUUGCAAGAUCUGGAGUCAGUAAAAACUGUGGCUCACCAGGAUCAUCACAGCUCUCUUCCAAUUCCUUGUAUGCUAAAGCUGUCAAAACCCACAGCUCAGGGACUGUGAGCGCCACUUCUCCUAACAAGUGCAAAAGACCAAUGAAUGCCUUCAUGCUUUUUGCCAAAAAAUAUAGAGUUGAAUAUACUCAGAUGUACCCAGGGAAAGAUAACAGAGCCAUAAGCGUGAUCCUCGGCGACAGGUGGAAGAAAAUGAAGAAUGAAGAGAGAAGGAUGUAUACGUUAGAAGCAAAGGCUUUGGCUGAAGAACAAAAACGCCUAAAUCCUGACUGUUGGAAAAGGAAAAGAACCAAUUCAGGCUCACAGCAACAUUAAGCCAGGAUGCAUAUGUUCUUAAGUCUGUAGUUGCAUAAACACUGACUGUUGACGGAGGGACUUAAGAUCGAGGUGUCACCAUUUGUCCUGAAUUCGUGUGACCAUAAGAUACUGAU